AUGGGUUCAGGAUGCUCGCUGGGUUUUAGACAAACUAAAAAUCCGGUUUCGAAGCAUAAGGGUCAAUAAUUUGACAAUUAAUCUCAAAAUCCUGAAAAAGAUAAAAAUGGUCAUUACAAUGAAAGCCAAAAAAGCAAUCACCAAACUCAUUUAACGAAUCCACUUUCUACUGAUAAUUAUGGAGCGAAUGAAGAAUUUAUACAGUAGGUUCAUGAAUUUGAAAAGGUGAAUUAGAUAGGAAGGUAUUUCUUAGAAAGCGAAAUGAAUAGAGCAAUUAAUGCAAAAGCUAUUCAGAAAUGGGACAAAUUUUUAAGUGAAGGCUAUAAAAAAUACAUAAAAAUGAAGAAAAGUAAUCAGUGUCGCCACAUUUUUACAAAAUAAAAUGAAUCGUUUCUCUUUAAAAAUAAGGAAUUAUAUUUGACAGUUAUUUAUUAUGAUGGAAAGGAAAAAGAAUUAAGCUAGUUUAUUGAAAGGGGAUUAGUUCCCUAGAGUGAUAGAUGGAGUGCUUGGAAAGCAAAAUUAAAUGUGUAAAAAUACUUCAUUAAAGGACUUUAUGAAGGACUUCUUAGGAAGUAAAGUAAAUAUGUAAAGGAUAUAAAGAGAGAUAUUGGAAGGGGUCUUAAUCACCCCUUCUUCAAGCAAGAAGAUUAAAUUCAUUCACCCUUUAAAUCAGAGUUGAAGUAGUAGCAAUAGCAGUAAGAGGAGGAAGAGUUAUCAAAUAAAAAACAAUACAUUUUUACACAAAAGGAAGUUCUAAAUACAAAGUAGAGCAUAAAGGAGUACAAUGCUGCAGUUUAAAAUUCUCCUAAUUUUUCUAAAAAAAAUUUUGAUUAGCUUUCUUAGCAAUAAUUAGACUAGCUAAAUACCUACAAUUAUGCUAAAAAAUCAGUUACUUUACAAAAAAAUUCAUAGAUAAAUCAAAAUGAAGAAUUUGAUGAUGAUAGACUUAGCAGACAUUUCUCAGUCAAAAAUAAAAAGACAUCAACAAUAUAAAAUGAAAUGAAUGAAUAAAUAAAGGAGCAGUUUUCUAAAAUCAACUUGGAUAAGCCAGACAAUGAAGAAGUCCACGAGAGGUUUUAAACUUAAAUUUCCAACUCAAAAAAUCCUUACUAUACAGCUCAUAGAAAAUUAAUCUAAAACAAUUAGAAAAAAAAUCAUCUAUUCGAUUAUGAAUCCAUCUAAAAUUAAUUUAAGUGUAUUGGAUAAGAGUCUUUAAGUAAAGUACUGAGAGCUAUAUCAAACUAUUUUCCUAACAUUGGGUAUACUUAAGGCAUGAAUAUAGUUGUAGGAUUUCUUCUAUUAGUUAAUGGUGGAAAUGAAGAAGAAGCUUUUUGGAUGUUUGUUUCUCUUGCUCGUUCUGAAAAUUUUUUAUUUAUGGGUUUGUAUGAAAAAGAUUUACCUAUUAUGAAUUUAAUGGCGUAUGUUUUAGAUGACAAAUUAAGAUCUUUGUAUCCAAGGCUUCAUCAUUAAAUCUUAAAAGAACUAGAAGUAAAUUACUAAGAGUGGUUUACUUGGUGGUCAUUAAGCAUUUUUUUAGAGAAGUUUCCUUUAUAUGCCUGCUUAAGAUUUUGGGAUUUCAUAAUAAGCCAAGGUAGCUUAUUUUCAAUUGUAUCGAUUAUAAUUGCUCUGCUUAAGCAAUUCGAUUAAUAAAUAAUAGGACAAGAUGAUCGUGGUAUGUUCUAGGAGUUGUUAGACAGUUUUAUGAAAGGAAGUGUGACUGAUCAAAUCGUUGAAUCCGUUCUAUUAAAUGCAAAAAAAAUAUAAAUGACUAAAUCAUACAUUUCACAAAUAUCUAUUUAAUAUUUGAAUUCUACUUUUUGUAUCUCUAAAAUCACUGAAAAACAUAAUAUCUACACAGACUAUCUCACUCAAUUAAAUAAAAGUUCCCAAAUGCAGCAGUAAGCCUUAUUCAUUUUAACAAAAGAAAUAGAAAAAAAAGUUUGUUAAGAAAUCGUUAAUCCUCUUUCGGAAGAAGGAAACAAAUAAGGGACUGAAAGAAAUGAUAUUAAAGAUAAUCAAGCUUCUAAGCAUUAAGACUAAAAUAGUGAGCUAAGUGAAAGAUAAGUAGUUUAAUAACCUCAAAUAGAUUAUAUGAGUUCUGAUAUUGAUUACAAUAACCGUCGUCUAAAAAAUUCACCAGAUAAAAGUACAAAGCUCUAGAGUAAACUGCCUCCAAUCAAAUAAAAAAAGAAAGAUGUUUAGCUAAUUUAGCCUGAUGACAGUAACGAACCAGCGAAGAACAAAUUACUCGCUAUAAAAAAUUCUAAUAAUAAAAGCAAAGAUGAAUAAAUAAAUAAAAAUUUAUUUUAAGGCAGCAAUGAGACAGAAGAAAAACAAAAAUCUAAUUUACCUUUAAUUCAUCUCUAAUCUAUUUAAUCAAACGAAAUAUUCUCUCAACAACAACAACAAAGAUAAUCAUUUACAAAUUAAUAAUAAUAAUUAAAUCAAAAGAAUAAUUCCCUCAAAAAUACCAAAAAUUCUAUCCAUAAGAGGCGUUCGAGCUUUUAAGAUGUGCAUGUGAUGAGUUUAGAUUAAAUUGAGCCUAUUUAAGACCAGAAUAAUCAAAAUUAACACUAAGAUUUAAUUACAAAUUAAAAAAAUCACUUUAAUAAGCUUUAAAAUUUAAUUUUAAAGACAACAGGAGAAUCCACUCCACAUUCUAAAUAUUUUUUCAAUUCUCCAAAUAAAAAUAAAAUUCCUAAAAGACCUCUUUCUUCUUACUAAGAUACAUCUAAAAAAUUCAACAGCAGCCACAAUCUUUAUCAAAAUAAGAGAAAUCAAGUUGAUGAAAUGAAUGAAAUAAAAAAUGCUCAGAGCAUUUUAAAAGAGGAUUAAGAAAAUCAAAUAUUUAAAAACCCUAAAGAAAUAAUAAGCUCUUCUUAAAUCGAUCAAAAGUAAUAAAUUUUAAAUUAGCAAAUGGGAGAAAAAGAUAAAGAAAUGCAAAAAUCUCUAAGCCAAGUUGGUUCAUCAGCAAAGUAGAAGAAUUUUUCUAGCUAAAAUUCGAUAAUCUAAUCUAGCUAGAAUGAGAAACCAUCAACGAAACUCCCCUCUAUUUAUCUAUAACCAGAGAAAAUAAGCUAAUAACUGUUUAAUUAAGGUUAAAAUGUUUUAAAUAAAUAAGAACAAUUACCUGAAAAAAAUGAAAAUGUAAUAGACACUAAUUAAUAGCAUGAAGAAAGCAACAGCUAAACUUAAUCUCAUGGAAUAGAUAAUGAUGAUGAUUUUAAUAUAGAAUAAAACGUUCCUCAAAAAAAACCUUUGUCUCAUCAAACUACAAACUCCAUUCCUAAUUCUUCACAUAAAAUUAACAAAUAUCACAACGUUUAGCUUGAUAGUAUAGAAAAUAAAACAAAAAAUUAAUAAAAUUUUAAAACUUCUAAUUAUUCAUCAAGACCUAGUUCUCAUUAUUCUUCUAAGUACGAGCAUGAAAAAAGAAUGUAAAAGCAAUAAGCAGCAGCUGCUGCUGCUAGCAUGAUCCAGCCAAAUCAUUAACAAAAUCUAUCAAAUUUUUCUACGCCCUCAGUAAAGCAAAGACAACUUCCUUCACUGUCUUUCUAAAAAGCAACCUAGGCUUUCAAUCAUAUUGAGGAUACAACAUAGCCAGAUAAUUAAUUUUAAGCAAAUACAUCUAUAAAUUAGCCUCCACUAUUACAAGUUAGAGAUAGAAACAAGCAAAGAAAAUUCAGGCCAUUUUCAAAUACCAUGAAUUAGCCAGCUGAAAAUAAUCAAAAAUAUUAUUCUAGUAAAUAAGUUGAAGAGUCGUAAUAAGAAAAAAAUUAAAGCUAUGAAAAAAACAUCUCUAAAAAGAGUACCAUAAAAACUCCUCAAGAAAAACAACAACUAAACGAAAGUGAAGUACUCAAAAAUUAAUAAAAUGAGAAGCCUCAAAGCAGAUAAAAUCUUGAAAUAAAUAAAGAAAAUUAUAUAAAUAAACCAGAGCAGACAAGCCAAAAUUAUGAAACAUAAAAUUUAAAUGUAAACAGCUCCUCAAAAACAUAAGAUAUAAAUAGGUUACAUAAUAAUGAAGAGACUUAAUCACAAGAACCUGAGAAUAAAUUAUAAAAAAAUGAUUAAAGCUUCUUAAAUCAAUUGAAUAAUCCUUCUUAUUAGCUUGAAGAAACAAAAUAAAACGAAAUUAAAUUUUAAAAUCCAAAUCAAAACAAAGACCAUUAUGAUUAAUAUGAAAGUGUAGAAAAAAUAGCAAAUAAUAUCCAGCAAGAUAAAUAUAAUCAAGCUUAAUUAUAUUAAGAAACAGAGCAGAGUAAAAAUUCUAAAGAAAGCUACUAAGAACAAUUAGAUUAAUAUCCAAUAAGUAAAGAGUAAUAUAAAAUAAGUUAAGAAUAAUAUCCAAUAAGCUAAGAAUAGUAUCAAAUAAGUUAAGAAUAAAUUCAAAUUAAUAAAGAAUAAUAUCAAAUAAAUUAACAAUAAUAUCCAAUAGGAUAAGAAUAAUAUCAAGUAAGAGAUGAACAAUAUCCUAUAAAAUAGAAAGAUGAAUAUUAAAUAAGUGAAGAAGGAGAAAAAAUUUAUGAGCAAUAUUAAGCUAAGUAAGAAGAGUAUUAAACAAAUAUAGAGCAUUAAUAUUAAAUAAGCAAUCAGCAUUAUUAAAUAAGUAAAGAGCAAUAUUAGAUCGAACCUUUGAAAAUUGAUUUAGGAGAGUAGAAGAUAAAUUUAGUGCAAUAAAAGAGUGAGAAUAAAGAUUCUGAGAUAGAUGUAAAUAAUUAAUAGAAUUAGCAGUUUCAAAAUAUAAACUAUGAUCCUAAUAAUAACAACAAUCAGUAGCUUUAUCAUAAAGACAGCCUUAAUAGCUAGGUAAAAAAAGAAGAUAUUGCUUUUAAUAGUAAUCUACAAAAUGAUAUGAGCGCUUAUAUGAAUGAAUUUCAAUAGCAUAAUUACAGUGGGUUUAGCAUUAAUCUUACUUAAGGAGGAGCUCAUAAUUUUUAAAACAGUAUACAUAAUUCAAACAUUUAAUAGAAUUAAGCUAAAAUUUUUUCAGUGAAUUAAAUUCCUUCUCUCAAUAAUAGCAGAAUUAAUGAUGAUAAUAGGAGCUAAAUUUCUGAGUAUGGGUUUUAGAAUCAAGGAGGCAUAUCUGAUUAAUAAUAGAAAAUUUCUUUUUCAAAUAUUCCUGAUUAAGUCAAUAACGAAAUUACAUAUUCAGCUGAUGAAAACAAAUAAAGAGAAUUAAAAGAAAAGAGCUUAAGAGUUUAGCAGCAGUCUACACUCGAACAUUUAAGAGAUUCCGAUAUUAAUCAAAUAUCUGCUGAAGAUAAAAAUUCAGAUUAGUUAAAGAAAACAUUAGAAUAAGCAGAUUUAGAAGGUAAAUUAUAAUUCCAAUCUAGUUCAUUUACUUAAACAAAACCUGUAGAUACAACUAAUAAAUAAUUUUAAAUUUAAUCUAAUGAAACUGCUUAAAGCAGUCCAUUUUCUCAGCCUCGCCCACAGUUUACACCAAAAACAGAAAGAUAUGAAUCAUCUUUUAACGUAAUACCAACUUAAUCUCCAUUUAAUUCCUAGAUUAUCCUAAGUCAGCAACAAGUAUAAAAAAACUACUAAAAAAGUAAUAGUCUAAAUUAGCUUGGCAGUGUUGCUUCUUAAAACGUACUCCACUCAGUAUCUUAAAUUAGUUAAAAUAAUAUAGCAAACUAAAAUGGUAAAUUUAAAAACCUUGGUAGCUCUUAAGGUUAUAUUCCAUCAAAUGGAUACGAUAAAAUUAAUAAUUUUAUACCUAACCAUCUUCCUUACUCCAGCUCAAACUAUUAUUUAUAGGAAAUAAAAGAAGAAAAUUAUGGUGAAAGAAACAUGAAGUAAAAAUAGAAUAAGGAUUAACAAUAGUCUUAGCUUUAAAUAAGCUACGAAGAAGAACACCAAACAUAUGAAUAAAGUAAGUUAAAUAAUAGCAGCUUAUCACAUAAGACUUAAAUGAGUAAUAAAGAACGUUUGUAAAAUUUUGCUGAAAAUUAAAAUGAUAUUUUAGAUGAAGUGAGUAGUUCUUAAUUCAAUUCAAAUGUUUCUGCUGCUUCAAAACCACCUUAGCCUUCUUCUCAUCAUAGAAAGUCUAGCUUUACGAUUUAAAGUUAAAUGUAAUAAUAAUUGCAAAAGCAGGCUCUAUAAUAGUAAAAUUAAUAAUUACAAUAGCAAUAGCAGUAAGAAUUUACUCCUCAGAGAAUAAUUAGCUCUGCAGCCCAAAAGAAUAUUAUAUUAACCUAACAAACAAAUACUAUUACUGAAAGCAACUCUUUGGGUUAAUUAAAUGUGAUCUAAAAUAAGUAACUAAAUAACGAGUAAAUAGUAAACAUGAAAAGAGCAUCUAUAAAAAUAAACAAAGACUAUUAGACUCCUAAAAUGCACAGAAACAGCAUAUAAAAUGAUUAAAGCAAGAGUUAUUCUAACAUAACUAGCUAGGGUAAACCUAAUUUUACUCCUUAAAUUUCUUAAAAUGAUAAUUAAGAAGCCACACUUGACAAAUAAAAUUCAAAGAGGUUAAAUCCAUUAGCUCAGUCUGUAGAUGAAAAACCUGAGUAAUUAAAAUCAAUUCAUAGCAACACAGAUUUCUUCUAAAAUUUCUCUGCAUAAAAAGAGUUUUUCUAAAAUAGCUCUGCCUAAAAAAAUUUUAACAAACAGCUACAAGAUGAAAGCUCAAAUUUAUCCUCAUCAAUUGUAUCCUUUCCAAUUCCUAAACAUUUAAUAACCAUAAGCCCAUCAACAACUCAUCUUUAACAAAUAGAUUAGAACCAAGAGAUAAAUGAAUACAAUUAAAGCAAUUAAAACAUUAGUCCUCUAAAAAAUGAAAGAAAAAAUCAUUCAGAAAAUGAAAUCCCUUUUAGCAAUGAUAACGAACAACAAAACGUAUAAAACAUUCAUAAUUAAAUGGAUAAUAUAAAUUAGAAUGAAAAAAACGAUGAAAACUAAAAUAAAACAGAAUAAUUCCAAGAAAAUCAAUAAAUUCCAAAUAAUUCUUUUAAUAACUUAGAAGAAAAAUAAUAAAAACCUUAAACAUAAAAUGCAAGAAAGUAAAGCUAGCACAAAAGUAUCGAUAAUCCAAGUAUAGACUUUCUUAAGUACAAUUUUUCUGCUUCAAUAAACAACUUAAACAACCAAAUAUGA
Tetrahymena thermophila SB210 is the source of this 7101-nucleotide messenger RNA. RefSeq names its product rab-GTPase-TBC domain protein. The record is from RefSeq and is a predicted model, not a curated record. The transcript is spliced from 2 exons. Lineage: Eukaryota; Ciliophora; Oligohymenophorea; Hymenostomatida; Tetrahymenidae.